This is a messenger RNA of Gilbertella persicaria, 1290 nucleotides long. RefSeq lists its product as uncharacterized. The transcript has 7 exons. NCBI's taxonomy places the organism in Eukaryota, Fungi, Mucoromycota, Mucoromycetes, Mucorales, Choanephoraceae. Bases 1 to 1290 code for a protein of 429 amino acids. The record is from RefSeq and is a predicted model, not a curated record.
AUGGUUCAUCGAGAAUUACCGGUACCCAAGACUCGUAUGCUAUCUACUUGGAAGCUAAAAGAUAUGAUUCGAAAGAAAGAACUGAUCAUGGAUGCUCCCUAUCAAAGAGCUGUUGUAUGGGAGUCUGCUAAAAUGAGUGAAUUGGUUGACUCAAUAUUGAAUAACUACUAUAUCCCUCCGUUGCUAUUUGCUACAAGAAAAAUUAGAGGCAAACAAACACGUAUUGUGAUUGAUGGCAAACAAAGAUUGACUUCGAUGCGAAGGUUUAUGCGAAACUUGAUCCCUUAUGUUGAUAGUUCUUCUGGUGAACCUGUGUCAACUUAUUAUGCAGACAUGACAGAUACAGAAAAAGACAAUGAAGAAGAAAGUACCAUAAGAAGAUCAAAGCCAGAACCGAAAUCCUUCUUGAAUGAAGAUUUACUCGAUAAAUUCAAUAGUUAUGAGUUUGUAUGUGUGGAAUACUCUGAUAUUUCAGAAGAUGAUGAGUAUGAAAUCUUUUCUCGAGUACAAUUAGGUGUGGCCAUCACUUCAGCUGAAAGAUUAAGAGCACACAAUACACAUGUAGCCAAAUUAUGCCGACAAUUAUCUCAAGAGCAUGCUGCUAUAUCGGAUGUAUUGCAGCGAAAGAAAACAGCCGACUUAUUCCAAAUGAUUGCUCAUCUGCUCUUGGCACUGAAGAAUGAUCCUAAAGAAUUCAAAGGCAGCAACAGACCACUGGUUGAAUUUGUCUCGGGUUCAUUCCAUCCACCACCAGCGCUCAUUAGCUCAUUGAAACACGUACUUCAUAUCUUUACAUCCAUUGUUCAGCAUGAGGACUACAGACAUGUCUUUACAAAAAGAGACGGGCAUCAAUGUGCUAUGAAAGCAUUGGAAUUUCUUACUUUUGGCAAGUAUGUGUCUCUUGUCAGCCGUCCUCGUUCAGUGUCUCUGUUUGCUAAAGAUUUUACGAGUUUAAGAGAUUACUUGUUUGAAAGAAGAGAAGGUAAAUUCUAUUUGGGCCAUGAGUCAUUCAAUGAUGCUAUGACAUGGGUUGAACAGCAUAUUGCUAAUGAAAAUCUGGCACCCUCUGUUCAACCUCAAUACAAUACAAUUUCAUCUGAUGAAGAAGAAGACGAUGACGAAAUGAAUGAUGAACUAAAAAUGGAUGAAUAUGAACAUGAAUCAGCGUAUACCCCCUACAACUCUUCUUCUUAUAAUACAGCUACCAAAAGAAGAAGAGAAGAAAGUCUUAUUGGUGUUCCUGUAGCAAGAAGAGGUGGUAAAUUACCUUCUGGUCCUCCAAGACGUUAA